AUGCUCUGGUUUGCACUACUUGUGUGGGGACGGGGAAAUGAGAAGUCUAAGUCGCGCUUCGGGAAUGUUGACGAAGAAUAUCACAUGGUUCCGGUCCUACUGUCGAAGCCUUACGACCCUGGUACUCCGAAAAUUCAUCCGGUAGAUCACUUCGACGGCUUUCGCUCCCCUUUUGAUGUAGACAACGACCGAGUCUUGCACGAAUCGCCCCUUCACUGGCGACCUGUGGUUACCGUCUCUGCUUCUCUCUCGAAUGCACAAACAUCAUAUUGCCCCUCAAGACCCGCAACAGAAGCCGAGCAACAGCAGAUAUUCGAGGAAUUCUACCAGGCACUCUGGGUUAAAAAGGACGUGCCCGGUGCCUUCAAUAAACAUGUUGAUGUAAACUAUAUCAACCAUAACCCUUACGCAACAAGCGGUCGCCAAAAUGCGAUCAACGCGCUAUCGUCCAUCUGGAGCGGUUUCAAAUUCACCCUCGCCAACAAGGGAUUUAGCAACGGUGUGGGUUGGCUCCAUCAAAAGAUGGAGUCAUCAGGACAACCCUUCCAGGCGGUAGUCGAUAUCCUUCGUAUGAACGGAACUUGCAUUAUGGAACAUUGGGACGUCGCUCAGUCGAAGCCAAGUGGUUCGCAGAAUCCCAUUGCCCUUUUUUGA
Messenger RNA from Acaulospora colombiana, 654 nucleotides. The record is from the annotation of a GenBank genome assembly. NCBI's taxonomy places the organism in Eukaryota, Fungi, Glomeromycota, Glomeromycetes, Diversisporales, Acaulosporaceae.